AUGGUGCUGGGUCUUAACACAGUUUGUGAUGUCUACUUUGCCACGGCAAUUGAUGUGCUCUGCGACGCUUGGAGUCUGACGCCAGAUGUGGCUGGGGCGACCUGGAUGGCAGCUGGUGGAUCAGCACCCGAGUUCUUCACCUCCAUCGUGGGCGCUACAGUGGCACAGAAUGAUGUUGGCUUCGGCACCAUUGUUGGGUCGGCUGUGUUCAACGUUCUCUUUGUGAUCGGUCUGUGCGGAUAUGUGGCCCAGGGAAACAUCGAGCUGACUUGGUGGCCGCUGUUUCGGGACUGCACGUAUUACAUUUGCUCGCUGGCAGUGCUGGCAUCCUUCACGUACAACCAGACGAUUGCUCCUUGGGAGGCCGUCGUUCUGUUUUCUUUAUACGUGGGCUACGUGAGCUUCAUGUUCAUCAACAGACCUUUAAACAUUUGGGCGUACGAGAAGACAGGCACCCCUUUGAACAAGGAGCUGCGCCAGUACGUCGAAGAAAUGAAGAAGGAGAAGGCGAAGGCAGCGGCCAAGGUUGAGCCUGAACAGGUGGGCUUAGCAAAAACGGAUGCGCCUGAACCUGAUCCGGACCAUCCUGAGCCUGCGAAAGACAAUUACUUCAAGGAAGACAGGAUAGUGACCAAGGAGGAGCCACAGGAUGUAGAGAAAGCAGAGGCUACUGCCGAUGCGGAAGAGGGGGGCGAAGAGGAUGACGAUGACGAUGAUGACGAGCCAGAGGAUCUGAUGAUCAUGCCAGAAGGCAGGCAAGACCGGAUCCUGUGGGCCCUGGGCCUGCCCGUCUACGUCUGUCUCUACUACUCCCUGCCAAGACCCGCCAACCCCAAGCUCUUCAUGCUGACCUUUGCUGGGUCGUUGGUGUGGAUUGGCUUUUUUGCGUUCCUGUUGGUUUGGUGGACCGACACAGUAGCUGGGACUGCAAUGAUCCCAACGAUUGUCUCUAGCGUCACCUUCCUGGCUGCAGCAACGUCUAUCCCAGACGCUGUCAGUUCCAUGGCAGUUGCGCGGAAAGGACAAGCUGACAUGGCAGUUAGUUCUUCAAUCGGCUCCAACAUCUUUGACAUCUUAGUCGGAUUGCCGAUUCCUUGGCUGAUCAAGUGCAUGAUUGAAGCAAACAACCCAGAAUUCACUGGUGUCAGCAUCCAGUCGCCCUAUCUGAUGUUCUACACUUGCCUGCUGCUCGGGAUGGUCUUUGGAACUGUCGUCAGCAUCAAGAUCUGUGGCUGGAAGCUCAACAAAUUUCUGGGCGGCUGCAUGGCGGUCCUCUAUUUCGUCUUCAUCAUCACAACUGUGGUGGUGGAGCUGUCCAGACCGACUUGGCUAAUGACGAACCCACCGCUGAGCUGA
Messenger RNA from Symbiodinium pilosum, 1356 nucleotides. The record is from the annotation of a GenBank genome assembly. NCBI's taxonomy places the organism in Eukaryota, Dinophyceae, Suessiales, Symbiodiniaceae.